CCUCCAUCCAUCUGCGACCAUGUUUUAUUUCCACUGCCCCCCACAGCUUGAGGGUGCCACGCCCUUCGGAGGCCCUUCCGCGGCGGACUUCGACGACGGCUUCUUGAGGCGGAAGCAGCGCCGAAACCGGACCACCUUCACCCUCCAGCAGCUGGAAGCCCUGGAAGCUGUUUUCGCUCAAACUCACUACCCAGACGUAUUCACAAGAGAAGAGCUGGCCAUGAAGAUCAACCUCACAGAAGCCCGUGUCCAGGUCUGGUUCCAGAAUAGAAGGGCUAAAUGGAGAAAAACUGAGAGAGGGGCUUCAGAUCAGGAAGGGCCUAAGGAGACAAUGGCUGAGGUGACCCCUCCAGGAAGAAAUUUAAACUCUCCCACUCCAGUUGAUCAAACCAGGAAUAAGAAAGAGAGCCUGGAAAUUCAUCAAAGGUAGCCCACUGUGUUCUUGCUGUGUUCCUGACCACAUGGGUCUCUCCUUCCUUCCCACAUACGGCUGCCAGAGUAAUCGCACAGCGAGUGUGGCAGCCCUACGCAUGAAAGCCCGGGAGCAUUCUGAGGCUGUGCUGCAGUCAGCGAACCUUCUGGCCUCCAGCAGCCCCAGCCCCACCCCGGUGCCAGGGGCUAAGCCUGGCCCAGAGAAUA
Messenger RNA from Elgaria multicarinata webbii, 639 nucleotides. RefSeq names its product dorsal root ganglia homeobox (gene DRGX). The record is from RefSeq and is a predicted model, not a curated record. The transcript has 5 exons. The coding region runs from base 20 to 430 and encodes 136 amino acids. Lineage: Eukaryota; Metazoa; Chordata; Lepidosauria; Squamata; Anguidae. Gene Ontology annotation, molecular function: DNA-binding transcription factor activity, RNA polymerase II-specific; RNA polymerase II transcription regulatory region sequence-specific DNA binding. Gene Ontology annotation, biological process: regulation of transcription by RNA polymerase II.